AUGAAUUUCAACUACCACCAUGGCGAACACUCUUCCAAGCAAUCAUCAUCAUACCCAACCUAUACAUACAACAUCUCAGCGAGCUCGCCGCCGACCACAGCUUCACAAGUCACCAUUCUCCACGACCCGCGCCCGGAACCUGACCAGAGCGUGGUGUCAGACCUCCCAACUCCCUCCCCACAGCAGACCAUCGUACCCUACGCGCCGACUCCCCCGCCAGCUCGAACUCUACUCUCAGUCCCGUCCGAAGAGGAGAUCUACGGGCCCGACCGAUACUCUGGCCACUACCCUGUCGCCCUUGACAAUGAUACACUCCCGAUGAGGCCAGCUCCCGCCGUACACUUCAACGACCAACCACAGCAUUUCAUGGCUGCCCCUCUAAGCUACCUUGCCGGCAGGGACUUCAAAGAUGAGUUGGCAAGAGCGGCGAGUAUGGUCACACCCGGAGUAGACGAAGUUCCCUAUAUCCGAUACGCGUUGGACGCGUUGACCAAACCUCGCGAGGAUGACCGCAUGACUGGAAACACGUCAUCUGAUAGCGACGAACCAUUUCUUCCCCAGCCUCAGGCCAAUGUCGCCCUACCUGCUCCGACACACCACCCAGAGACAAGUACGAGCAUCAUAUCGGACAGCCUUGUGUUGUCUGCUCCGGCUCCCAAGUCUCCAUCUGCAGAGGAACACCUGCAGGCCAGGCGACAGCGCCGGAAGGAGUUGAACGGAUUUGAUUUUGAUAUCGAUGAUCUUGGCGAUCCCCUCGAUUAUAUGGAGAGGAACAUGGACCCGCCCGUCGAACGCAGCCCGCCGAGAACUGUCGAUGUCUGGCAAGCUCAGCCCGACGUGUGUGAAGGGGGCGACAUGGAGAAGGCUCAACAUUUUGCGCCGCCUUUGACCUACAAACCCUGGAUUCUACGACCGCAAUCCCUAUUGCUGUUGAUUGCGUUAUUUGUACUGAUGAUCACGGCUCUGAUUUUCAGCGCGAUAUACUCUAUUGGCCGCAAUGGUUUCAUGACUUACGACGGUACGAUAUAUGGUGGACAGUACUUCCUUUUCCGCAUCCUGCCGCAGCUACUCGGGGCUGUCCUGCUUCUAUACGCCCAGAGUGUAGUCGCUGCGGCAUUUCGGAUACUGCCCUUCUCGGCCAUGGCUUCGGAGGACCGUCGCGAACGACGAAACGCUGUUUUCAUGCCAUUAUACCCCAAAUCGUUCUUGUGGCCGCAACUUGCCGGCCCUUGGAACGUCUGGAUACCCGCAAUCAAUGUGUGGCUAAUGAACAUUACGAUACCCCUUUUGAGCGGCCUUUUCACCGUUGUCCUGGUGGAUGGCACCUGGACCUGGUCGACGGUUCAAGGGGUGGCGUGGACGCUUGUGGCCUUGUACGUAUCGAUGCUUCUGUCGGUACUCGUCAUGUUUGUCUACUGGCGUCAAAAGAGAACCGGCAUGAUGAAGGACUGGGACCUACGGACCAUCGCAGAUCUGAUCUUUCUGGUCUCGCAGAGCAACUCAUUGUCCCAAUACCGGGGACUGGAGUCAGUGGCGACGCGCAAGGGGAUAAGGAGAGCUCUCGAUGGCACCACUGAAAGACUUGGGUACUGGUUUACACCCGAGGUGCCGAGCAACUACACAUUCUAUGGCAUUGGAAUGCCUACAACCGAGGAGGAUCUCGAAGCCGAGAAGUUAGACAAGCAGAAAUGGGCUGAGCACCGGAGGGAAUCCCGACUGGUCUCCUCCGACGCUGGAGCGGUACUGACCAGGCGCUAUCUCCCUUGGUGCUUUCGCGAUAGCCAGGUCGUUCUCUUUGCCGUGGCAUCGGCCAUUCUGUUGAUCGCGCUACUUGUGGUCUCGUUCGUGCGCUCCACGGAUGUGAGACAUGGCUUCCUCCCUGGUCUCAGUGCUGGGCCUCUGACGGGUGCAUUCUCACCUGCCGACUUCCUCUACUCCUUUCUCCCUUCGCUCCUGGGCCUUAUCCUCUUCCUCCUCUUUCAGUCGCUCGAUAUCACCUUGCGGAUUCUGGCUCCGUGGGGUGAGCUAGCGCGUGAUGAGGGUUCACGGGCCGAGACUUCGCUCUUGCUGGACUAUGCGGCUUGUCUGCCCUGGGAGUCAACAUACAAGGCCAUCAGGAAUAAGCAUUGGCGUGUGGCAUUCAUCACGUUCCUAUCGCCGCUCUUCAUCUUGCUACCAGUGCUCGGCGGAGGGUUGUUUAUGGCACUGACCCCCUCAUCCGGGGUCGUCCGCAUGUUCCCAAACGUGCCCGCCUUCGCCAUCGUCCUCACGCUCCUCUUCCUGUACCUCUUCGCCCUCGCCUCCUUCGUGCCCUUCCGGUCCCAGUACCGCCUGCCGCACGCCGUUACCUGCCUGGCCGAGAUCCUCAGCUUCUGCUGCAACGAGCAGCUGCGCACGGACCCGGCCUUCGACUUCGAGCGCGUCGAGAGCCACGGCCACCUGCGGGCCCAGCUCGACUGCGGAAAGGACUGGCACCGCCAGGGCCGCUGGACGUUCGGCGCCGGCCACAACAACGACGAGAGGCCCGGCAUCAAGCGCUACUCCAAGUACACGGUCAACAAGCGGAAGUUGAGCCAGUACGACCGGAGGGCGGCCGGGCAGGUCAUCUCGCUGCCGCUGCCGCGCGGGAGCGGCUCGCUGUUUGGGCGCUUCUAG
Molecule: messenger RNA, 2655 nt
Organism: Anthostomella pinea
Lineage: Eukaryota; Fungi; Ascomycota; Sordariomycetes; Xylariales; Xylariaceae
Source: the annotation of a GenBank genome assembly